GACAGACAUCAUCGGCGAGCUGUUUAAGGUACUGUUCAAGCAGCAGGAUUGGGCUGCUGAAGACUGGGGCGUUGACCAGGAGCCUUUAGAGCUGAUGCACAUUAUCCUCUCUUUGGGCAAAAGCAAUGCGUUUGACUUCCAGAUAGUUGAACAGACUCGGGGCGAUCCCGACAUUGGAGAGCAGCACGGGGCUGGAGCUGGAUUGGACGAGGCAUCGAGGUUCGUUGGUCAAGAAGAUGAGAUGUACACUCCAGCUUUCCAGACCCUGGAGCCGUUGGAGGCUGCAUCUUCACAUCAGAGAGACAGGCUACCUGACAUCAAACGCAAUCCGCAGUCGGACACCAGCAUCAAGCAGCCGGAGCGUCUCCAGGACUUUCUGUAUGAGCUGGUGGAGAUGCCAGACAUGGUGCCGGCGAAGUCGCUCCAUGUGGACGUCAAUCUCUGGCGCCUGCAUCUCUGCCGACAGCUGAUCCAGCACCCCACCUUCUUGCUCAGGGGAAGUGAUGUCUCGGCCUUAUCGCCGGCGUAUUCUCGCUUCCAUGGGGGCUUCCUUCCUCCGCCCAACAAGGAGCGGAAAGGAGAUCGUGCAGAGACUGCAAGGCGAUGUUUGCUCGCCAAGAGGGCAAAGUGA
Symbiodinium sp. CCMP2592 is the source of this 631-nucleotide messenger RNA. The record is from the annotation of a GenBank genome assembly. Lineage: Eukaryota; Dinophyceae; Suessiales; Symbiodiniaceae.